CAAUGGUUAAGCAUAUAGUUUAGUCUAUUUAUCCGAGAUCUGCAAAUAUUAUCAAAUAGAAUAUACAGAGGAAAGCUCAAUCGUGUCUACAUUAUCCCUCUUCUCUCGUCCCCACCCUCUCCCCUACCUCCUUUUCCCACCUCCCCCUUGUUGCCAUGGCAUCAGACAUGCCCCCCUUUCCUCCUAGAGGGCAGAACCCUCCGCCCACCCUCUCCAAUGCCCUCAACAAUCACGCUUCAUCUCCAACAGACCCGACGGCCUCCGGGGACAAGACGGCUGGCGGGGGAGGGGGUAAUAUCCCGAUUACUCUGGAGGAGUUUCUGAAAGUGGGCUCUGUGAUGAAGGCAACGACUGUUCAUGGGGUGGUUCAUCAGGGGGAAAUCUUGGCUGUGGACAACAAGACAAAGUUGGCGUUCAUGGCUGUUCCCUGUGGCACGGGAAAUGGCAAGACGUCCAGUGGGGAUUCGGCAAAACACAACAUAGUCAUGUUGAACCUGAACACGUUGCAGGCUCUGGACAACAUCAAAGAGCCGCCUCAGGACUCCAACGACGCCCUAGCACAGCUUACAUCAUGCAGACCGCAAGAUGCGGAGGAUCGACUGCGGCUGAGUGUUGCGGGAAAGAAGAAGCGAGUGGAGAGUGUGGGAGUGGGAGUGAGUCCACAGGCACAGACUCUCUUCGACAAGCUAAGCAUGCAAUAUUCGUGUUCGUGGUUUGGAACUGCGAUCAAAAUAGACACUCUGAAUGUGACAGUUCAUCCGCCUUACUACUCCUCAGACAACAACUGUGUCAAAGGCAUGGACUUGAUAAACUCACACUCGAUUGGACACGUGAAGAAAGUAGUGGAGAACAUCUGGCUGAAGGAGAUGCAUCAACAUUCGUCGUCCAACAAUCACCGAACCACCUCCCAGCCCCAGCCCCAAACGCAAGUUCAAACCCCCCACCCCCAGCAACAACAACAAACAAAUGUAAACAGCAAAAAGACAAACAAUAACAACAGCAGCACUUCUGGUCAGACGAACAAUAAUGCAAAUGCGAAGAAAACUUCAGCUGCGAAUAACAAUAGUGCGACUAGUUAAAAGAGGCUAACUAUGAAGAUUGGAGUCAGAAGUACCUAAAAUGAUGAACUAUCUGGUUGGUAUAAUAUGGCAGAAGUUUUGGGCAAUGUAAUAAAGAGGAAGAAUGAAAACUUUUCCACAUUUGUUCAGGCGAUUGCUCAAGUGAUGUAGUUAACAAUGAUGGUGUGAAAUAGUCGGCGAGUGUUCUCUAACCAUCUUUCAUGUAUCUUCUUAUCGUCACAUGUUUAACCCCUUGUACACAUAAUUGGAUGUCUUGUCUUGAUACUAAGAUGUAAUCUAAAUCUAAAUGAAUCAAGCUCAUAGCCAAUUUUAAAUAACCAAAAUAUGAUCUACAUGGAUUACAUAGAAAAAAGUGCGAGUUUGAAACAUAUUAGAUUGGAGUGUCAUCGUUUCUUCGAAUUGUAAAUGAAAAUUGCAGCAGAUUUGAGUGUGUAAUAAAUUGUGUUCAAAGAAGAAUGAAAGUGAUAGAGUUUUAAAAAGUUAAAAAAUGAUGUCAAGAUUCCACCUGUUAUAUUAUUAUUAUGCCUUCGUUAUUCUGCACAGCUGGCGUGAAAAUAUAAAUAAUAGUAAUCAAGAGGGGAGAAAAAAAUCGAAAAACUGUUGCAAUGAAAAACUUAAGAUCU
Messenger RNA from Symsagittifera roscoffensis, 1702 nucleotides. RefSeq names its product type-2 histone deacetylase 1-like. Lineage: Eukaryota; Metazoa; Xenacoelomorpha; Acoela; Convolutidae. The record is from RefSeq and is a predicted model, not a curated record. The coding region runs from base 156 to 1079 and encodes 307 amino acids. The transcript has 4 exons.